GCGGAUGACACAUCUGCCCGCGGAGUUCACCCUGGGUAGCCCACUGAGAUUUCUGGCAUAGCAUCUGAGUGUUCAACAUUCCUGUGACGAAGAGCGUAGGGCAGAGCAGUAAGCAGCGGAGAUUCGAGUCAUCCGAAGAGAGCAAGCAAGCAGGCACGGUCCAAGACAGGCGCUAGUGUAGGACAUAUAGAUUAAAACGCAAGGGAGAGAUCUUACUGACAGCGUCGCUGUAUCAUCACAUUCGUAUUUAGUUCACUCAAGCGGAGCUUACGUCGGGUCGUUCGUAUAGAACCAAGCGAGCGCAUAUCACUCUGUUGAUCAUCACUGCUUAGAGCAUUGCUAGUACUGUACAUUCUCUGCACUGUGUGGUCAGUUCUCAUUAUAAAAAUGGCAUCAGACAGCGACAACAAGGAGCAGACAGAGCAGAAGCCAGCCGCACCCCCGGCAGAACAAAAUGGCCAGGAUGCCCCAGUGAAGACCGAGGGCAACGUGGAGAAGAACGAAGCCAACAACACCACGGCCGCCGAGGAGAAGAAGGAGAACGGGGAAACUUCGACCAAGAUCGAAGAUGCUGCCGCUGAGACGAAUGGCACCGAGAAAAAAGACGGAGAAGCCGUGAAGGAGAAGGAGGAAAAAGUCGAGGAGCCCGCCAAGCCGACGGUCCGUCAUGUGUUUCUUCACGGAAAGCACAAGUUGAAGAUCAGACAAAAGGAAUACGAGGUCACUCCCCCGGCCAAGCAUGUCCAGGUCCGCGUCAAAGUUGUCGGUGUUAACUUCAAUGAUUUGAUGGCCAAAUGCGGCCUCUACAAGCCCCAUCUCAAGCUGCCCACACCUCUGGGCUGGGAGGCAACUGGAGUUAUCGAGGCAGUCGGGGAAGAAGUAGACGAUUUCAAGGUCGGCGACAGGGUCAUCUGUUACAAGGAAUUCGGACUGUGGACGGAGCUUGCCAAUGUCCCGGCUGACCAGUGUUUCCUGAUGCCCGAGGAGAUGAGUUUUGAGGAGGGCGCCGCCAUUCCAGUCAACUAUAUCACAGCCUACCUGAUGCUGUUCGAGUUCGGCAAUCUGAGGUCCGGCAAGAGCGUGCUGAUCCAUAUGGCCGCCGGAGGCGUUGGAAUCGCCACCACACAGCUGGCCAUGACAGUGCCUGACGUGACAAUUUUCGGCACAGCGUCUGCCCACAAGCAUGAGACCAUUAAAGAGAACGGCGUCACACACCCAAUUGACUACAGGUCCAAAGACUAUGUUGAGGAGAUCUUGAAGGAGUCGCCAAAAGGUGUCGAUAUCGUCUUGGAUCCGCUGUCGGGCAAUGACUCAGCCAAGGGCUUCGGACUGCUGAAACCAUUGGGGAAAAUCAUCCAUUACGGUACAGCCAACGCAGUCCAAGGCGAGGGAAGAAAUCUUCUGAAGGUCGCCAAAACCUGGUGGCAGUCAAGCAGCAUCAGCCCAACACACCUGAUGGCCCAGAACAAGAGCGUGUGCGGGUUCCACCUGGGACACUUGUUCAGCGAGAAGGAGCUGCUUCGGGAGACCAUGGGGCAGUUGAUGCAGCUGUUCAAAGACGGCAAGAUUAAGCCGAAGAUUGACUCUGUGUGGCCUUUUGAACAGGCAGCCAAUGCCAUGUCCCGUAUGCACGAGAGGAAGAACGUGGGCAAGGUGCUGAUGUCCCCGGAGAAAGCUGCUGACGAGAAAGUCGAGGUGGACGACACGAUUGCCGAGGAGCAACAGAAACAGGAGGAAGAGAAAAAGGAAGACAAGAAGGAAGAAAAGAAGGAGGCGGAGGAGGAGAAGAAGGAUGGCGAGGAGAAGCCAGAGGAAAAGAAAGAAGAGGCAGCCGAGGGUGAGGCUAAAGAAGAUGCCGCCGAAGCGCCCGCAGCUGAAGCAGAAAAACCAGCAGAAGAAGCACCCGCCGCGACGGAGGAGAGUAAAUAGAGUCAUAACACUGAAAAUAUUUCAAAAGACUAAAAGUUAUUCACUUGGGGAAAAAUACUACUUCAGACUAUGAAAGAGUUAUCCACGUCGGGACCCAAUCAGAGGCUUAUGUAAUGAUGAAUUCGUGUAUAUGAUGUCACGUCUCUUAUAUGACGUCAUGAAGGCCACAUAUGACGUCAUGAAGACCACAAGUAUAUGACAAAGCAUGUCGUUUUGAAGAAAAAAAAUCAAUGUAUAUGUAUAUCAGUAUCGCUAGUAGUUAGCUCAGUGACUGAGAGAUGAACUAAUGUUGCGCAUCGUUGAAGAUAAUGUGCAUUUCAUCAAAUUUGGUUUAUCAGUAAAUAUGAAAAAGCAAAAAAAAAAAAAGAAA
This is a messenger RNA of Lingula anatina, 2299 nucleotides long. Its product is annotated as NADPH-dependent quinone oxidoreductase VAT1. Gene Ontology annotation, molecular function: oxidoreductase activity. The record is from RefSeq and is a predicted model, not a curated record. Lineage: Eukaryota; Metazoa; Brachiopoda; Lingulata; Lingulida; Lingulidae.